AAGAUGGCGACUUCGAACAAUCCGCGGAAAUUCAGCGAGAAGAUCGCGCUGCACAACCAGAAGCAAGCGGAGGAGACAGCGGCUUUCGAGGAGGUCAUGAAGGACCUGAGCCUGACGCGGGCCGCGCGGCUCCAGCUCCAGAAAUCCCAGUACCUGCAGCUGGGCCCGAGCCGUGGCCAGUACUACGGCGGGUCCCUGCCUAACGUGAACCAGAUUGGGAGCAGCACCGUGGAUCUGCCCUUCCAGCCCAGCGGAUUUCUGGGGGAGGCUCUGGCAGCGGCUCCAGUCUCUCUGACACCGUUCCAGUCCUCGGGCCUGGACACCAGCCGAACUACCCGGCACCAUGGGCUAGUGGACAGAGUGUACCGGGAGCGUGGCCGGCUGGGCUCCCCGCAUCGCCGACCCCUGUCAGUGGACAAACACGGAAGGCAGGUGGACAGCUGCCCAUAUGGCACCGUGUACCUCUCGCCACCUGCGGACACCAGCUGGAGAAGGACCAAUUCUGACUCCGCCCUGCACCAGAGCACAAUAACGCCCACCCAGCCAGAGCCCUUUACGGGUGGGUCCCAGGAUGCGCACCAGAAAAGAGUCUUGCUGUUAACAGUCCCGGGUAUGGAGGAGACCACAUCAGAGACAGACAAGAAUCUUUCCAAGCAAGGAUGGGACACCAAGAAGACGGGGCCCAGGCCCAAGUCCUGCGAGGUUCCUGGAAUCAACAUCUUUCCAUCCGCCGACCAGGAAAACACUACAGCCCUGAUCCCCGCCACCCACAACACGGGGGGCUCCCUGCCUGACCUGACCAACAUCCACUUCCCCUCCCCCCUCCCGACCCCGCUGGACCCCGAGGAGCCCACCUUCCCCGCGCUGAGCAGCUCCAGCAGCACCGGCAACCUGGCAGCCAACCUGACGCACCUGGGGAUCGGUGCUGCCGGCCAGGGGCUGAGCACGCCUGGCUCCUCACCGCAGCACCGGCCGGCCGGGGUCAGCCCACUGUCGCUGAGCACAGAGGCGAGGCGGCAGCAGGCCCAGCAGGUGUCGCCCACCCUGUCCCCGUUGUCACCCAUUACUCAGGCCGUGGCCAUGGACGCCCUGUCUCUGGAGCAGCAGCUGCCCUACGCGUUCUUCACCCAGGCGGGCUCUCAGCAGCCGCCGCCACCCCAGCCUCAGCCCCCGCCGCCCCCGCCGCCAGCCUCCCAGCAGCAGCCGCCCCCACAGCCCCCACAGGUGCCUGUCGGCCUCCCCCAGGGCGGCUCCCUGAUGCCGAGUGCCAGCCUGACACGGGGGCCCCAGCUGCCCCCACUCGCGGUCACGGUACCGUCCUCUCUCCCCCAGUCCCCCCCAGAGAACGCGGGCCAGUCACCGAUGGGGAUCGACAUUGCCUCGGCACCGGCUCUGCAGCAGUACCGCACUAGUGCCGGCUCCCCAGCCAACCAGUCUCCCACCUCGCCCGUCUCCAAUCAAGGCUUCUCCCCUGGGAGCUCCCCGCAACACUCUUCCACCCUGGGCGGCGUGUUUGGGGACUCAUUCUAUGAGCAGCAGAUGGCGGCCAGGCAGGCCAAUGCUUUGUCCCACCAGUUGGAGCAGUUCAACAUGAUGGAGAACGCCAUCAGCUCCAGCAGCCUGUACAGCCCAGGUUCGACGCUGAACUACUCCCAGGCGGCCAUGAUGGGCCUGACAGGCAGCCGCGGGAGCCUGCCGGACACGCAGCAGCUCGGCUACCCCAGCCACAGCAGCAUCCCCAACAUCAUCCUCACAGUGACAGGAGAGUCCCCUCCCAGCCUCUCUAAAGAACUGACCAGCACGCUGGCCGGGGUCGGUGAUGUCAGCUUCGACUCUGACAACCAGUUCCCCCUGGACGAACUCAAGAUUGAUCCCCUGACCCUGGAUGGACUGCACAUGCUCAAUGACCCAGAUAUGGUCCUGGCCGACCCGGCCACCGAGGACACCUUCCGGAUGGACCGUCUGUGAGCGGGUCGCGUGGCACAUGGCCGCCCAGCCCCCGGCUCUGUCACCCCGCCGGCCAGUGGUCCCGACGGCAUCGCCCCGAGCCUGGGGACAGCGGCGCUCCGUCCCUCGCAAACGGCCGAGCUUGUGAUUCUGAGCUUGCAAUGCCGCCAAGCGCCCCCUGCCCUACCCCCCCCAUCCCUCCACCCCGGUCGUUCACCUCCCGCGUGAGGCUGCGCGUCGUCGCCCCCGCGGACCCUCCCUGCUCUCUCAUCCCCUGUAAGAUGUGGAAAGCGUGCUGGGCAGGGCUGCCAGCCUCGGUGGGCACCAUGCUCCGCGACGGUGGUGGGCUGAGGUACAUCUUGCGACUGUUGUCCAGCUCUCACUGCCUUCCUCUGUCCCUGGUCCCCCUACCUGCCCGCGCCCCCAGCCCUUGGAUAGGUAGCGAGCCAGCCCCACCCUGCCAAAGGGAGAAAGUGCCAGAGAGAGGGGGGCGGACGUGAAGCGAAAUAAACACUAUUUGGACUGCUGUCUUUUAUAUUUCUGUGCACACACAGAACGCUAGCAUCCAUCACACGGAGGUGGGAUGCGGACGUGUGAACAGCACGGGGAGCCGCUAAGUCUCCUCCGGGGUCCCUGCCUCGCCCGCCCACCCCCCACCCUCCGGCCAGGCCCCUCUGCGGCCACCUGUGCUGUGAAACCCCACCCCAGCCUGCCCGGGCGCAUGUGGAGGCAGAUAUUUGGGGGGAGGUGCAACUUGUUUCCAUCUUUGUACUGUGGUCACUGUUUCUAUUAUUUAAAGAAUGGGGUGGGGAGGGGUGGCCAGGGCAUUUUUCGUUGCCCUUCUUUUCGUUUCUUUCGGUUUGUAUUUACAUUAUGGUUGUGGAUGAGGAACUGACCCCUCCAAG
This is a messenger RNA of Budorcas taxicolor (takin), 2852 nucleotides long. RefSeq names its product CREB regulated transcription coactivator 1 (gene CRTC1). The transcript is spliced from 15 exons. Gene Ontology annotation, molecular function: cAMP response element binding protein binding. Gene Ontology annotation, biological process: positive regulation of transcription by RNA polymerase II; protein homotetramerization. The record is from RefSeq and is a predicted model, not a curated record. NCBI's taxonomy places the organism in Eukaryota, Metazoa, Chordata, Mammalia, Artiodactyla, Bovidae. The coding region runs from base 4 to 1968 and encodes 654 amino acids. Gene Ontology annotation, cellular component: nucleus; cytoplasm.